Messenger RNA from Megalopta genalis, 3234 nucleotides. RefSeq lists its product as uncharacterized. Lineage: Eukaryota; Metazoa; Arthropoda; Insecta; Hymenoptera; Halictidae. The record is from RefSeq and is a predicted model, not a curated record.
UUAGCCGCAGUGCAAACAGAACCGGCGUAUGUGCAAGGUGUACACCGAUUCCCGUCCGCUCGGCAGACCGACCAAGUGAACCGGUACAUUUGCGCGCGAAACAUGACUGUUCCUGGCUCCUGUUGUGGCUGUCAAACGAUAAAUAGCGCAGGAUCCGGCAGCCCGUUGAUCGCGUCGUUCUAAAUGGAUUUUUUCGGUCCGCGGCGAUUCCGAUCUCGCUCCAAGGAAACAACGUCGUUGCUCGAGAAAACUGGGACCGAGUAACGUGAAUCCUGCAUCCACGAGACAAUCGCGAGCGACCGCAGCCUACACCCACGGGAUCAAUUGACCCGGGAGGAUCAUAUUCGCGCUAACCUAUUUCGAUUUUCCACCUCAGAAUGUCAGCAGCCGAAAACUAUUACGCAACGAUCGUACUGUUUGUACUUACGUAUCCGUCAUUCUCGGCGAUGGUUCUUCCAAGGCCGCCAUCUUCGCCGAAUCAUAUACCGCAAGACCAAGGAUUAAGCGACAGAAAAAUCUACGAGGGAAAGGCUCUUCAAAGUUAUCUACAAAGUUCGAACGUCGAAAGACCGAAUACUAACGAUUACAGUUUCCUAGAGAUCGAGCUGCAGAGCAGAGACGACCUGGAUCCGGCGAAUCUACAGAACAUCGUGCACGCGAUGCUGAAGCCACCUGAGCAGGUGCAAAACGACAGCUACCCUAACCCAGAAGUGAUUCCACACUCGAUCUUCGGUGUGCGAGACUUCGGUCUGUCGCCGAGCUUCAAGUUAAAGAUGUUCGACGAGGACAAACACGUGCUAAUGGAACCGCCGAAGCUUCAGAAUUACAACGAGAAGCUUUACUACCUGAAGAACAACAGGCCCAAGGUCUACGUGAACGUGAGAGGUCACAGCGGCUCUUUUCGAAAAGACCCGACCACGAGAACGACUUCCGGCGACGACUCCAUGGAAUUUCUCCGAGUGACGCCAUACCUGCAGAGACAGGUGGACUGGAGGUCGCAUACUAACAAGAAGAGUCGGCUACCGAAAAAGUUCGACCGUCGAGUGGAUCAUGCCAGUCGGAAAAAUCUUUCUAGGACCACGGAAAAGAAGAAACUGAGUAGAUUAGCGUCGGUCUAUGGAGCGGACGAUUCCACCACCGAAAACUCUAUGGUGACCUCCAGCGAGCUGCCGAAACAGAUACCUGCACCACCGUCGAAGGUGCCAAGCAGAAGUCUGAUGACGCAGACCACGCCAGUGCAGAGAUACUCGUUGCGAAGAACGGACAUAUUGCCCGGAUAUAGUUUCCCCGAUGCCUGAUCCGCAGGACCCGUGAACCACAAGGUUCCAUUGUCACGAAAGCCUCAGUUCUAUGAGGUUUUGGAGUCAGAGACAUGGACAGGAACCGCCUGGGUUCAAUCUGUUAUAGACACUGACGGAUUUGAUUUUGAAGGAACUUGGACAUUGUCUUCGAGAUCUGUUUAUGGCGUAGUUUCCUAAUGAGAACGCUGUUAGGAAAGUCCAAGGAGUCUUUCAGUUUUCAUUUACACAGGGAGUUUCAUUUUGUAUGAGCUGUGUAGUUAUCUUCUAAAUUGCUCGUUAUAGAAGACAGUAGAACUUUGCUAGCAUUUGCUGAAAAUUCUGCGCCAAUUGCAAGAAAGGAGAGUCAAAUAGAGUGAAUUCUAUUUAUAUGAAUUCCACUUAUAUGAACUAAAUCUUAGUAGUGCCUGGUUAACUACUCCCAUUAAAUGAAUGAAUAAUCUUUUGUCAGUGGUGGGGGAGACACGUGGACUUAAAUCAUGUGAACCCGUUCGUCUCCCGUCAGGUUCAUAUAAAUGGGGUAGUUAAUAAUUUACAAGCUUUCAUAAAUUCUUCUGAUAUUUUUACUGUUUAUUCUGUUUAUUCUACAAUGAAUAAGUUUAUAAUUGCAUGAUUCAAAUGGAACACCCUGUAUAGUCUAGUUUUUCAAAAGAAGAAACUUGACGUAUCCUGAUUGUUAUAACAAUUGGCAUAAUUUGUGUUAAUUCACACUUGCAAAGAAGAAGCGAGCAUGUCACAGUUAUUUUAUUUCUUUUAUUUUUAAGUUGAUGUUUCCUAGAUUUGAAAACGUCACGCACCACUGCACCCAAGACACGUUCAUUGUAGAGAUUGUUUACUUGAGAAGGUUGAUGUACAGAGGAAAUUUUGAAAACGGGGCUAUGAGCCGGAUAAGGUUGGGAAACUAUGAACUACAGCGAUGUUAGAUAACUUACACCAAAUAAAAUUCGAUAUAACUCAAAGGAUCACGUAAAGGACGUUUGUUGCUGCAACCUGUAUGCAUUUCGUUCUCUAUGCAGUGUUCACUUCGUGUGCAUUGAACAAAUAGAUUCGAAUUGCAUUUUUUAAAUAUGUUCUAUGCGAGUUUCGAUUAAAAGAUUGUCUAUACUAAUUUGUACUCCGAAAAGUAUUUGACACACGUCUACUUUUCUUUGAUUCAUUGAUGAAUGUUUUUCUUUACAAUUCUGUGACCAGAAUCACCACUUGAACGAAUAUUAAAUAGUCAUCGAGACUUUGCUUCUGUGAUUACAGUGUCGUGUCCUUAUGUCUAAUGCAAAUUUUCUACUUAAAGUAUUAGCGUUUACUUUAGAAACAGUACAAACGUUUUGUGUGAACGUAUUAAACGAAUCAACAUAUUUUUAUAAUACCAACUCGAAUGUAAUUUGCAGUUGAAUAAAUGCGAGUGGUUUUUAAUAUAUUAAUUCGUAGCGGUUCUCAUAAUUCUUAUUGAAGAUGUUAUUGUAAUCUUUUAUAAAACCAGAAUUACAUAAGUAAAAAAAUGCACUUACCUGUUCAGCUUUCAAGGUGAGCUCUAUAAAAAUUUGCUGCAGCUUUUCGUUCACGAAAUUAAUGCAAAAUUGCUCGAAGCCAUUCUUCUCGAAAAUUUCGAAACCAUAGAUGUCUAAAAUUCCAAUCUCGAAACCAUCUGACGUAGUUUCCAUGGCUGCAUUAAUUUUCUGUAACAAAGUAGCACAGUUUACAUUAAAAAAUGAAGACAUGAUUGAAAAGUAUAUCUAUAUCGCUAUUAAAUAUAUUUAAAAAUAAUACAAUUUCUUUUCAAUUGAUCUUUGUUUGUAUUUCUUAUGUUAACAGGUGAAAAUUUAUAUUUUCAUUACAAAGAAUAUGAAAUAGAAUAUGAAAGGAUAUAUUACAAUUCAUUACUAAAUAUCUUCAUAUUUAUUUUAAAUGUAUACUUCAAGAAAAUACGACUCUUCAAUAA